Messenger RNA from Colletotrichum scovillei, 6079 nucleotides. RefSeq lists its product as uncharacterized. The coding region runs from base 2429 to 5536 and encodes 1035 amino acids. Gene Ontology annotation, cellular component: chromatin. The record is from RefSeq and is a predicted model, not a curated record. Gene Ontology annotation, molecular function: RNA polymerase II cis-regulatory region sequence-specific DNA binding; zinc ion binding; DNA-binding transcription factor activity, RNA polymerase II-specific. The transcript has 3 exons. Gene Ontology annotation, biological process: DNA-templated transcription; regulation of transcription by RNA polymerase II. Lineage: Eukaryota; Fungi; Ascomycota; Sordariomycetes; Glomerellales; Glomerellaceae.
AGAGAACCCGCACACUCUUGCCUGCCUGGCUGCCCUGCCCUGCCCUGCACUGCACAGAAUGGAAGCAGAGAGAGAGAGAGGGGAAGCUUACCUUACCUUGGAUGCUUGGAGAAUCGAGAGGCAAGACUGACGAGAAGGGGGAGUGGGAGUGGGAGGUGGCAUAAGACCCCCCACACUCCCACUCUGCGCUCUCGAUCCAUCUGCCCAGAUGGUCAAACGCUUCUUUUUUUGUUUUUCCCAAUUCAACCCACUUCCCCAGGACUUUGCCGCCAUUGCUGCGUACGAAGUAUCCAUACGGAGUGAACUACUAACGCGGUGGACCAGCAUCAGCAUCAGCAUCAGCAUCAGCACCAAGCACCAAGCACCAAGCACCAAGCACCAAGCACCAAGCACCAAGCACAAACACCACCCACUCACCACCACCCACUCCAUUCGACACCUCCACAAGGCCCGAAUCUUCAGCGGCAGCAAACAUCUUUCUUUCUGCCCUGCCAUCCGAGCUUCGAGAAGAAAGACGACAUUGUUUCCUGCCUUUCCGUGCCACCCCCCAUCUCUCUCUCUCACUCUCGCGCUCUCUCUGCCUGUCUCGACAUUAGCAACACAAACGCCAGUGUCUGCAGACGCCUCGCGUCCCGUUCAACUACCACCACCCUUCGUUUGGCUUUGCGUCGUACUGCACUGCCGUUCACUAUCCAGCGGGAGCCCUUGCAUCCAUCAACUUGGCGAGGUGAAAUCUUCUUCAGGUGAGGCAUUCCAAUCCAUUUUGUCUGUCUCGUUCUCCCUCUCUCUAUUCAUAUGUCUCUCCACCAUCCGUCACCUCCUUCCCGCCCUCCAUAUUUCCUUCUGUUCUCUUCCCGUUCCUUGCCAUGUCUCCCGGCAUUUCGAAUCCAACCCCCCGGGGAUUUGAGAGACAAUCCCACCUGGUACCCGCCAGACAUGCCGCCGCGGAUCAGGAACGACAAUUCGCCACGUCCACGUCUACCUACGUCCAUCCAGCUUCCAGUGCCGGAGACCGUACAUCGCUUAGGGCCACAAAUCGAGCUUAACACGGAUUACUCGGGACGAUGAUGCCUCAGCCGGAUGACAUACGGCCAAGCUCCAUCGGCUACUAUUGCAGCCGCAGCUACUGCUGUAGUCGUCACAAGCGCUGAACACCGAUCUGUCUGCCCAGCGGCGCUCCCCGACGUGCAAUCGGUCGCCGUUUUCCUUGAGUUUGAGGUACCUACCUUAACCUCAGGUUAGCUGGGGAAUGCCACUGACGGACAGCAACGGUUCGCUUCGGUUUACUUCGCACUCAAGGGGCCGCCGCCGUUCGGUGCCAAUGUACCCCGAAGCUCCAGGUACUUGAUCUUGCACCACAGCCACUACAGUCCAUCUCCACUUCCAUCAGCAGAUCCCGUACCCGAUACAACACCAUCUCGUCGUCCCGUCUCCCGCCAUCCUUUCACACAAGGUUCCCUGUCUUGCUUCUUAGAGGCUGGACCGCCCCGGACGACAGCUUGUGCGACUGGAACGGCGGCGACGCCUCCCCCAGGAAAUAGGGAGAGAGGGAGAGAGAGAGAGCACGAGAGCACGAGAGAAAGAUCUGAGGAACAGAGAGUCGAUGGCGCCAGACCCGGCUCCUGGUUGUUACACGCCCACCCCCUAGGUCGCAACGCUAUGGUCCAUCUCUAUCGCCCUUUAGUCCACAUCUCCACAGCCCUUCGGCCCCGGUCCACUCCCAUCCGCAACCUCCAACCUUGCCGUCUCUUAUUUUGUUUUUUUGACACCCACCCCCUCCCCUCUCUUUCGCUCUGUCAUGCAGUCCAGCGCUCGUCCAUUUUACCGCAACAGGCGGCAGACCCGUCAUUAAUACUACCAUCUCCACCGACAUCCACCUGCUAACCAUUCCCAGCUGCUUACCUUGCCUUGCCUGAUCUCGCCUCAAGGGUCUCGGUACCUCAACUGAAGCAGCAUCUCACUGUCCUCGAGGACUGCGCUCUCAACCGCGACUUUUCCCUCACGCAUCGCACUCUACCCUCUUGCCACGCCGUUGCCGCUACCGUUACCUCUGCUGGCCGGUGUUACUUCCUCCCAGUCAUGUUUUGAAAAUCCUCUCCAAUUGGCUUUGGAGAGGCCAACCUAGAAAACUCGAGUGCGAUUUUGCGCGCGCAGCUUGUAUAUUACGAAAACUGAAGAUCACGAGACGCCCAGCACCACUGGUCCAGCUGGACCAUCAAAGUCGCGCCACUUGACAACGAAGAGUCUCGACCGCCCCUUUUAGGCUUUGCAAAACGAGAUCUCAAGUACCACCGUUGCGACAAUAAACUUUGAGCGCAACGAAGCUGGUGUCUCCGAGUCUUGGUCCGUUACAUCGUAACAGGACCCGCGCCGCCAACAACCUCGGAUUUUCCGACGCCUAUCUCACGAAGCUGCCAUCUGAAAAAUCAUGACUUCCGUUUUACCCGCACAUCCAGCUAGCUUCAAAUCCUCUACCUCGCUGCCCUCUGCUGGGCCUGCGACAAUGGCGACAAAUCACGAGCCGCGAACGAGUCCGCAGCACUUCAUCAAGCAGGAACACGAAAGCGGGAGGGGAAGACUGCGGGAGGUCUCCGAAGACAAGGAUGCCGAUAUCAUGGACGAUGAUGGAGACGAAGGAAAAGCCGGCUCCUCCAACUCGGACGGUGGUCCUGCUAGAAAAAGACGGAGGAGUCGCAAAGGCUUGGACAAAAAGUUCGAAUGUCCUCAAGAGGGCUGUGGAAAGAGCUACUCCAGAGCCGAGCACUUGUACCGUCACCAGCUCAACCACACGCCCAAGCAGAUUUAUGCUUGCGACUUUCCUGAUUGCAGUCGCACUUUUGUUCGGCUUGAUUUGUGUAACCGCCAUAGAGACCGUCACACAGCCAAGGGGUCCGCCCUGAACCGUAAGGACUCGAUGAUGAGCCAUAUUUCCCCUACCACGGAUCGCCCACCUUUCCCGCUGCCUGGGUCUGCUUCGCCCGAGAUUAGUCGGCCGGGAACGGGCUUCGCCAACAUGCGGCAAGCCCAAAUGCAGUAUCAGUCGCCCAAAGAUAUGUCUGGUAGUCCGUUCAUUCAGGCAACCAACACCCCGCCGGGAUACCCAAUAGGUGUGCACCCUGGUGGAAUGGACGGCUACAUGCAUCACGACAACGGGUACGGAGGCGUUCAGGCGCAUCGCCCCCCGCAACAGUCUCCGAGCGGCCCAAAGCCGGUUGGACAGACCAACGGGUCUUACAUGUCCCCGGUUGCCAAUCCACACGGCUACCACACCCAGCCGCAUAACACCCCUCAGUCUGCACCGUACACAACUCAGCAAAACUUUCCGCAAUUCAACUUGCCGCCCUCCGACUUCUCCAACGGCGCGGGUAAUGCGCCCCGCGAGGGCCAAACAUAUGCACCGACCACUUCGGCCGAGUACAGUGAGCAGGGUCACCCCCAGCAGUCAGGCGAGAUGAUGCUCCUUGAUCAGAUGUCUAUGCCUGGGACGAUCCCCGUUUUUGGCAGCGACAGCAUCUUGAGUAAAUCGCCAUAUGUGACGAUCCCAGAAGAUUUCGUUGCCUACCUCUUCAACACGCAACAAGGAGGUGAAGGCUCACCCAUGGGCCAGAUGGUGGCUCCCGGGUAUGUUAGCAACUACGGCGAGUAUCAGAACCCUUAUAGUGUCCCCUAUGUGGGAACAGACGGCGUUCCUAUGGGAUACUUUCCCUCGGGGCCUCAUCAAGUCAUGGCUGUCAAUAACCUGCUUGACCAGAAUCUUCCAGAGGCCACAAUCUCUGAGGAGAAGAGCCAAGAGAUUUAUGACUUCAUUAACCAAAGGUUCCACGAUAACGAUGAGGCUCCGGCGAUGCGACAACGUGAAAGCAUUUUGGAGGGUGACCGCAGCGAUGGCGAUCACAUGCUUAGCAAGCGGAUGAUGCAGGCUUACAUUGGCUCGUACUGGGUUCAUUUCAGUGACCAGAUUCCUAUCCUUCACAAGCCGACAUUCUCGCCCGACCGGACGCCUAAUUUGCUUCUUCUAGCAAUGAUGACAAUUGGUGCGGCAUGCCUCGACAAAACACACGGCCAGAAGGUCACAAAGGCGGGUGCUCAGCUGUCCAACUUCCUAGCCUGGCACCUGAGAUGGGAAAUUUUCAUGGACCCGAACUUUAGGCCGCCGGCAAAGCUGUGGCUAUUCCAGACACUUCUGCUCCUUGAGCUGUAUGAAAAGAUGUACUCGACCAGAGAGCUGCACGAGCGAGCCCACAUCCACCACGCAACCACAAUCACCCUGAUGCGCCGUGGAAGGUCUCUCAUUGGCAAAUCAUCUCUCGACUCGCCACCAAACCCUCGAGAUGACAAGACAAAUAGCUCACGCCAUUCGUCAGCAUCCGGCAUGGCCCACACCGCAGACGAGUGGUGGAAUCACUGGAUCACUAACGAGUCGACACGACGAGCUGCGUUUGCUGCUUUUGUCAUUGACUCUAUCCAUGCUACCAUGUUUGGCCACUCUACGGUUAUGGUCACGCACGAAAUGAGGCUGCCUCUGCCAUGCGACGAGGCCUUGUGGAAAGCCACGAGCGGUGCGGAAGUUGGCAGAGUCGAGUCUAAUCUACUGUCCAACGGUGUGAAACCCAUCUCUUUUCUGGAGGGUCUCAAACGAACGCUCAGUGGCCAAGGCGUGCAGACCAAUCCAUUUGGUCGCAUGGUCCUCAUGGCCGGUCUGCUCAGCGUUAGUUGGCAUAUGAAUCAAAGAGAUCUUCAGGUCAAUGUUCUUGGCGGUGGCGUGUCUCAGGCACUGGGCGGCAGAGACAAAUGGCGGGGAACACUGACCAGGGCCUUUGAUGCUUGGAAGGAAGAUUUCGACAAGUCCCUUACAAGAACAGAAGGCUCUUCUGACCCAUACCGCUACGACUCGGCGAAGAAGAAUGACGCCAACGUCGUUUUCGAGAGCCGUACCGUACUGCAUCAUCUUGCACAUAUGGCAAUGCACGUUGACAUCGUCGACUGUCAAAUCUUUGCCAGGGCAAAGCGGCUUCUCGGGCGAGCUAUUGGGCAGCAAGAUCUCAAUAGUGCUCAACGAAGAAUGAAGGACAUUUGGGCACCAACCGCCAAGGCUCGCGACGCAACCUUUUAUGCCCUCAAGUUCAUCAGCUCUGUUCUCAUACCCGAUGGCGGCUACGCACAUCAGCCCAACGGCUUCAAGUACGAUGAGCCGUACACUGCGCGAGACGACGUACUCCUCAACAGACCUUGGGUUCUAUACUUUGCUGCCCUUGUUGUUUGGUGUUACGGAUUCGCCCUCGAAGGUCCCUGCCCCGAUGUUCCGCCCCCGACAUCCAAGCAGGAACAGUUGCGACAAAUGCGCGAAUAUCUUUUGAAAUAUGGGGGCGCGUCCUCACCAGACGAGCUCAAGGCCAUGAAGGGCAUCAACGAAAACACGGCUAUGCUGCUCGUUCUCAAAGACUCAUUCGAAACCACCCGGUGGGAGCUGUUACAUGAGGGUGCCAAUCUGCUCAGUAAUUGUCUCCAGCUGAAUGCUGGGGCUACCACGAUGUAACUGGCGAGUAGCGAAAUUACGACCAAACUGCAUUCAAGCCAUUCUAAUUACGACUUACACAUGGUAAUGGCACGACUUAUUGACGACUGGGGGGGAUCGACUUUGAAAUAUUAUACCACUUCUUGCGAUGACAUGACACGAGGAUGACGGCCCCAGACGAUGAGAUCGAAUAAAUGGGAGCCAGCGUGGACAUUCAGCUUGAGCAUUUUCUUUCCUUUUUGUGUGUUGUACUGUAUCUAUACCCCCAUGAUGCGCGCGCCUUACCGCAUCGCGAUGGAUUAUUCGUAGCAUUUCAGCAUUAGCGCUGAGACGGAAAAAGUAGGGUGUCGGAGAGAGUACACUGAUGAAUAUAAUCUUGCCUGACCACAUGCCAGGUUCCAUUUCAAUAUCCGAUACAUGUCGGCACCAUAGCUUUUCCAGGCCGCGGUAGACGACCUGCUGUCAAAAGAGAAAACAGACCUAGGUAAGGACGCGGAACGUUGGACAUCCGAGGGACUGGGAAUCCUACCUAUCCGAGACCAUGUAGCUCGGGAAUUGCCGGUG